This is a messenger RNA of Bacillus rossius redtenbacheri, 13569 nucleotides long. Its product is annotated as putative nuclease HARBI1. NCBI's taxonomy places the organism in Eukaryota, Metazoa, Arthropoda, Insecta, Phasmatodea, Bacillidae. The coding region runs from base 12490 to 13485 and encodes 331 amino acids. The record is from RefSeq and is a predicted model, not a curated record. The transcript is spliced from 2 exons.
UUAAUGUUUUUUUUUAUAACUAUCAAUUGUAUUAAUGUUAAAACUAUUAUGGUUAUUUUCAUAGUCUCAUUUAUGAAAUGUAUCAUAAAAUUGUAACUAAUGACUUCAAAUGGCCCGGGCCCCCUUUAAAAUAAUUAAUUAUUGAUUCCAAUAAUGGUAAAUUUGUAAUUUCAAGCAACAUCAAAAUAAUAUAAUGCAGAUUUUAUUAACAAUAAAAAGGGUAAAUUUUAAGCAAACAUAUUUUUUUUUUUACUUCAAAUACGAUCCUCCUUCCUAGUUCCCUUUGUGAGAACUAACUAAUAUUUUUGGUUGCUCCCUUGUGUCCUCUGAGUAUACAGUUGUUACUGUUUCGCCCACUUGAUGCAGCUUCCAGUAUUUUCAAAACCAUAGAUAAAGUUUCUUUAACUACACAAGGGGCACACUUACUAGUAUAACGGACUGUCCCGUCUUUUCUGCCUACCAUCCUGGGUAGCAGCAUAUUGCUGGUUUGGUGCAGACCAGUUAGCUUGGCCAUGGGCUGCACUCGCCACAGCUGCUUGGAAUUCCGCUGCAAUAGGGUUGAUGGGCGUGUUCCUUUGAAAAUAUCCCAUAGGCUUGUUGAUUCGAAAUGGGAGGAUAUAUGAAUGAUGAUUGCAUGCUGCCAGAAGUACCGGUACUGCAACUGGUUCCACGGUUAUCUUCUGGUUCAGCUGGGGACCUGGGGUGUGGUUGACGGUAGUCUUGCUUACCACUGGUAGCAGGUGAGUAGACUCUCUUCUGACUUGGAGGUCGGUAGUCUGCUUCUCCGUGUGACUCUGCAUACCUGUGCUUGUAGGCUGACUUCCUGGGAGGCCGUUCCGAACCCUCCUUCUGGUGAUUCUUGGGGUUGCGACCACCACGUGCUCUUAUAAUAGGGUUUACCCCUAUACUGUUUAUGGUCAUUCUUCCCACAGUAUUUUUGGUUACGAAUGUUUUCACCUGGUUCUGACUCAGCGUAUUUGCGGUGCUUCUCGUACGUCAGGGUAUGUACAUUAGCUUGCCGGUACUGCCAGUAAUUAUUUACUGGACCUAAAAUUAUUUACUAGACCUGACUUGUGGUAGGGCUGCUGUUGCUGGGGCUUGUCAGACUCAUCUCUACUCGUCUGACCAUUUUGAAGUUUUUGCAGCUUGUCCACUGUCAGUACGUGGUCUCUAAACUCAGUCACAUCACGAGAAGUGUGGCCGGACAUCUGGAUCUGGUACGCUACGGGUAGUUGUGUGAGCAUGGUAGCUAUAAAUUCUUCAUCUGACAUGGUUAUGUCCAGAUACCUCGUGUGCUCAUACAUGGUGGAGAUAUGCACUUCGAGAGAUCCACCUUUCCUACUAUCAAAGCGAUCAGCAUGAAGCUGAGCCUUCAGAUUUACCUGUAUCUUUAAGUUCCAAUAUUGGUUCUUAAACUUUUCCUUAAACUGAUCAAAAGAACUUGUCUGGGUGCUAUGCAGUUCCCACCAAUAGAAAGCCGUACUUUUUAAUGCGAAAUUCAAGCAUUUAAGUUUUUCACUAUCCGUCAAGGCAAAUGUACGGGAAUAUUCUUCAAAUUUGUUGAGGAAUCUGAUAGGAUUCUCCUGUGAUUUCCCGGAGAAUGUUGGGAUGGACUCUGACCAAUGCUUGGCCGGAUGGUGGAGCAACGUAUCUUGGUUGGCUUCAUGGGGAGGUACUGAUUCAAAGAAGAUCUCCCCUUGAACUUAGUUUUAGAUUCAUCUAUGCUUUGGUAUGGGCUCUCUUCCCUCGCUUUCAGGUGUAGCCUCUCGUGUUAAACACUCGAGGGGAACAAGGAGUAGGAAUGGAACAGAGUGCGGUGAGGUGUCAUCUAAUAGAAUUACAACUCUAUGGUAACAACACAUUUAUUAUCGCUUAUACAUUAAAUUAUUCAUUAAAACUUCAUUAAUGACAAAAAUGUAAUCAGCUGAUAUUUGGGGUGUGGCUCUGAUCCAAAAGUCUGCGAACAGAAACUUUUAGGAAUUAUUGCAACGUGAGACACGUGAAUGCAGCUUAACAAAUUCACUUCACAAUUACCCGUGCUCUCAUACUUGGCACCGCGCUUGGCGCUGGGUACACCGUCAAAACAAAAGCUAAGUUACAAGCAAUUAACGUACAUAAAUUUCUAGAGUGCAAAUGAAAGUAUAUAACAAGACCCCUCGACUUAUUGAAUAUUAUGCGACACACCUCGAAUAUUAUGCGACACACCUCUGUCAAUGCGCAAGUUAGCAAACAUCAGCAUAAUCAUUAAUAUCAUUUAACUAAAAUGCUAUUUAUACACAACAUGACUAAAAAAAAGGACCACUAUACAUGUUUUCAUGAGGGUACGCAGACCUCUAAUUAUUAAUAUAACUAGUCGUCAACUUAGAUUACUCUUGUCGACACGUAUCUCUGCGGGCAAGUUCUUAUUCGUCGAUGCAGGGGUUACCAUUGACUAUCUCCCCAAACUAUCGUAGCGGGAGAAAUGCUCGUCGGUGUGGGGACUGGUAUUAUUCUUGACGUGUCGCUGCCGGGAUUCGCACAUAAGUGUUGUGUGUCCAGUCAGAUGUAAAGUCUUUCAGCGGGACUCACAAGCUCACACCGCCGUCUCCAAGCCUUGCCUCCGUCACCACUGCCCCUCUUCUCACUCUUUUCUACCCACUCGGUCUAUAGGUGUCUACGACGAAACAGUACUUUACCAAGUGGUAGCUUCUUCCGACGGGCAGUGUGACGGCAGACCGGCGAGACGUGUUGACAGUGUAGCUUCCUUCGGCAGGGAAGGCCAGCAGGGCCUCCGGCUGGUGUCGCUGGUGGUCGCGGCGAGUCUCCUCUCUCAGCGGAAAAUGGGACCCCUUUUAUACUCUGCGAACUGCUAGUAUCGAACAUGGCAGAUUGUUCUCGGUCGGGGCAACCGGAACAGGCGCCUUCGGCGAUGUCCGGUUGGCAGCCCGCCAAAACGAGCCUCCCCGAGGGCUGCCGAGCGGCUCCGAACGUCAUGCGCGCAGCGCGCGAACACUUGGCUUGUGCUGGUUGCAUCGGCGCGCGGUUAGGCGCAGCGCGACACAUCUUGAUGUGCGUAUGCGGAGCACACGCAACACAGGAAAGUAAACUUCAGGCAUGAAACCAAUUCAUCUGCAUAAUAUGUUUUAGAAGCACCGGUAGGUAGUUCAGGUUCAUUGAAAUAUAGUUUGGAGAUUAGAACUUGGAAACAAUUUCGUGACAUUGUAGUUUUGAUUGUCUCGUUUCCCAUCGAUGUGUGAUGAGACCAGUAGUCUGAUAAGCUGGGAAGCUUAUUGUAACACAUAACCAGUACAAUGCCCACAAGCAUCAUGAUUUCAUGUGGGUCUGUAUCAAAAUUGUUGGCAGAUUUCGUUUUUUCAGCAUUUUUCUGCCCCACGUUUUUCUUACGUAGUAAAUCUAACCUUUGGUUCGUACACUGACUAAUGUAAAUAAAUAAGCUUUGAGCGAAAACCUGCAAACUCAGUUGAUGAUCAGUCAAGUCUCGCAACGAUAACUGUGACACGAUUUUUGGUUGCACAGAGUCUGGGAGUAAAUGAACUUUUCGGCACCGACCACACAAUAUUCAAAUUUGAAAAUGAAGUUUGUAAAUUAACUUGUUUGGAGCACGAUUGUUCAGUAGUUUGAAUGGCCUCAUCCUCUGAAGUGUCUUCACUAAUGCUGUCUGCGCCAUCAUUGUUAUCAGACGGGUGGUAUGAGUCGUCAGAUAAAUUAGAAACCGAAUCCCAAUGCUGCAACACAUGUUGCAACUCUUCAUCGGUGUAAAAUGUUUUUCUUUUUUUGUUUGACUUUUCAAUCUUAUGAAAAGGAAAAGAAAAAUUAUGUAACCAAUUGUAAUGGGAUAAAUAUGUCACAUUUCUAAACACCAGUGGGACAAAUGUGUCCCACUUCUAAAAACCAAUGGGACACAUGUGUCCCAAACACAAAAUAAGAAUAAAUAAUACUUACCACAAAAAUAAAAAAAAACAUAAAAUUGUGUUUAGAUGUUCCAGGAGAUGAAUAAACACGAAAUUGUGCCAUAAAAACCAAACAACAACAAAACAAAUUGAUGACUAAUGAAAAUGUAACCAUAGAACAAUAUCAUAGGUGUGAAACAAAGGAAAUUUUUUUUUUUCUGUCAGAUAUGGUGACAUCUUUUGAAUACUUUGUGAACUAAAAUUCCCAGGGAGGUUGUAUCCCAGUGGGACAAGCAACAGGAAGCUUUUAAGAAGCCACAAUACCCACUGGUAUGUAGGUGACAGUUGUUGGGAUGUAAAUGUCCCAUUGGUAGUCAAAGGGUUAAGCUGGUCAAGUGACCUUUAUAAACGUCAUAAUAAAAAUUGUAUUGUAUUUUUUGUAACCUUUACGUUAGUGCUGGUGCACACUAUAUGGAAAUGUGUAAAAUGGUUAUUCAUAUAAUUUUUGUAAUCCUUUACAGCAUGUAACAUAUGCUCACGUAACUCUAUUCUAGUCAUGUUUACGUAUUGUAUUAAAACGCAUGCGUUGUUUUUUUAAAAAAAAUUAAUUUAAACAUGUUACCUUUGAACUAUUUUGUUACAAUAAAAAUAUUGUUGAUCAAAAGGUUUACACUCUUUAUCCUACUGUUGAUACUACUCUCACAGAAAAGUGUUCAAUUUAUUUUAACCUCGCUUUUGAUUGAUAUACUUCUUCUCUUGUCAGCGGGUUGAAGUCUCCACUGACUGAGAAAGCUCUAAGAAGUUCACAGUACACUUCAAAAUUAAGAAACAUGAAUAUUCGGGAUGUUAAAGUAUACAAGUCUGCCAGUUUUGCAACAUUCACUAAGAAUAUUUUAAGUUAUCGUGCUGCACUCGUAAAAUGUCAAUCGUAUAUAUGUGUGUGUAUAUAUAUAAGUACCGAGAUUUUAAUGUGGUUAAAUCACAUUUAUUCGUACGCAUUUGCUAACCUUUAACACUUAAUUUCACACCAAUUUGGCAUUCUUUGAAUCUUCGAUUUUUUGUAUUACAAAUACGUUUAUACACGUACGUGAUUUCAAAGUUUCACAAGCCAUCGUACUAUUCAAAUAGCAUGGUACUUCGUCAAAUUGCAUCAACUUCAGACUUUACUGUUAAAAAAAAAGUAAAAUUGCACUUACAAGUGCUUCAUAAUUGUACAUGUUUGUACUUGUAAUUACGGAAAUCACAUACAGUACGUGUAUUCAGCUCAAAUGUUCCUGCGAAUCCUAAAAUGCGGAAAUACCGAGAUUAAAAUACAGAAAUGAACAUAGUUAUGCACUAAAAGUUGAUGUUACAUAACACUUUAUAUUAUAAAUGCAAAAAACACGAACAUCAAGCAAUAUUAUUCGUUAUAAGGAUUUUUAACGCAUUGCUAGGCGUAUGCUAAAUUCACAUUUGCGAUAAAACAAUUUUUUACGUGCAUUUUUACAUUUUAAAGUGAAUAAUCACAAAUUUGCAAUAGAAUCAAUUUUACGUGAAUUUUAACAUUUAAAAAAAAUUAACCCGACAUCCACAUCAUAGGAGACUAUUUUUACGCGAAUCUUAACGUUUGAAAACAAAUAAACCCGAUAACCAUAACUAUUUGAUUAAACUAUGCUAAAAAUACGUACUACUGAAGUCCGUAACGUAGGCCUAACCUGGUGCAGAAUUAGUAAACAAAACACGCGCUGCUUCCUCUCACACGCGAACAUGUGACGAUGUUUUUAGUAUUUAUGUUAAGAAAAACGGUGUAAACACGUAUAGAGGCGAAAUUGAAUGUUUUGAAUAACUUGAACGAUGUAAGCAAAGACGUAAGUAUAGUUUGAUACACUUGUACACAAAACAUCAAACAAAUACGCAGUAGCUACACAACACGUCGUUACUCGCUGAUCUCACACAAUGAUGCAAUCAGCAGCAGCAGUGCAGCUGGCAGCCGGUAGGCUGCGCGCGCAUUCACGCUCACGCACACUCACACAAAGUCACAACAAAACAAAGCGGUUUAUGGCCGUGCCCGCGCGUGGUUGAAUACGACAAACUUGUAAACGGUAUGAAUUGAACUUGCGUGGCGUGGUACUUAUGCUAUAAUACUUACGUGGCGUAGGCCCACAUACUUAUCCGAAGUAAUAAAUAUUGUUGACAAAAAUGCUGAAACCUUUAGUGACUGUCAAACAACGGGCCGGAGAGAUUUUACAACAUGGUUUGUAUGCGAUGAAAAAACUAUUUUCUGUCGUUUUUCUAAUGUGUCUGAGACAUGGGACCGCAAUGACUCGUGUGCGAAGCAUAUUGGCAGUGAAAAACAUAAGAAACGGGCAACAGAAAGUGUUGCUGAGCAAAGUGUAAAACGGCAGUGUUCGCUUUCGGCAUCUUUCAGUAACACCGCAAAGAAGACAGAAUUCAAGACUAACUUCAUCAAGGACACCACAGAGGCUUUCAUUAAAGCAAAUAUACCUUUACAAAAACUUGAUAAUCCCAACAUUAAGAAAUGGCUUGAUAAGUACAUAGAAGGAGCUGGUGAUUUGCCGAAUGCACGUACUUUCAGAGAAAAAAUGCAUGGAAGAUUUGGCACACCAGCGAGUAGAAGACUGAAAGAGAAACGAGUGGAUGUGUUUUGUGAUGAAACGACAGAUCGUAUGGGAAGAUGUGUGUUUGUUGUUUUAUUUCGUUUUUUUGUUGAUGAUUUUGAUAAGCCACAAAUUGUGGGUGGUUUACAUUUUUUAGCUGCAGCUAAUGCAACUACAUGCACAAGAGCAAUUGUUGAUUCCUUGCAUAAGUACAUCAAAUAUGACAAUGUGAGAUCCUUAGGCCUGUAUUAUACUAUCAUAUUCAUAUGACAUAGAUCUAUUAUCAAAUUUAUUUGAUGAAAAAUAUGACUGUGUAAUGUACAAUCUUUGAUAACAGUUGAAAUAUGAUUAUAUGUCUAUGAUAAUAUGUUCUAGGAGCGAGAACCUUUCAUAAUAUUUUAAGGUAAACAUGGCAGGUGAAAAGUUCCAUUGGACCAUAGCGGCGACCAAAAUGCUAAUUGCACAAUAUGAAUCGCACGAAAUGUUGUACAAUGCAAAACAUAACGACUAUAAAAAUAGAAGCAUGCGUGUAGCUAUAUGUAAGUCUAUCGCCGAGGACAUAAAUCAAGGUUGUACAGUGGAAGACGUGAGGAAAAAAAUUAAUGGUUUGAGAUGUCAGUAUGCAGCUGAAAAGGCAAAGGUAAGAAUAAUAGUUUUUAUCAUUUGUAAAUGAUUUUCUUUAACUUGCUAAUAUUGGGGAAAACCUUGCAACGCAAAAUAAACUAACCUCUUUCGAGACAAAAACUUGAAAUUUGAAAUGUAUUUGUAUUCUCGAUGACAAUGCUUGUUAGUUUUGGUUUCAAACAAUUUCCGGUAAAAGUUAUGUAUCACGUAUCCAAGUAGACAUAUCUCUUGAUAUUGUUUACAUAUUUUCAAUGUACCUAUACUGACAUAAUAAACAAUCCAAAAUCAUUUUAAAGUAUUUUUACUGUAACUAUAUUAACCUAACAAACCGUUCCUAAUGGUUUUUUAACACGUUUUUUGGUAUGUACAAGAUCUAUUUAUGGGCUAUAUCAAACCAGCAAGCAUAAUGUACCGCAGGAUAAAAAUGUACAGGAAUAUACCAUCAGGAUCGAGGGAUAUAUUUGGGUACACGAUAAGGAACUUUUACCCGAUUUCCCUGGUUCAUUAAUUUUUAAAAUAAAUAAAUUGGGUUUUAUAUAAUUAGGCUAGAAUCGCAUUGAAUAUUUAUUAAAAUAAGUCACAUUUUGAUAUAUUGUAGACAAUAACUUCAUACAUAAUUAGAGUAUUUGAAAUUGUUCCCCUCACCCAUUUCCAAUAAAUAAUUUAAUAGCACAGAUAAGCAUUACCUUUUUUAAAAUUGUUUUAUGAUGUAGGCCUACAUUUGUAAAUGUUCAUGGAGUUAAAAAUAUUGACUCCUUUAUUAAAACCUUGCAUGUUAUGUAAACGUAAACAUGAAGCAGUACCUACAUAUCAUAUCCUUGAAUAACAAGUGACGAAGAGACUAGUAUUGAGCUAAACAAAUAACAUUUUUUUUUAACACUUAUGUUCUGUUCUAUUACAGAUACUUAAAAGCAUGAAAAGCGGAGCAGAUGCAGACAGUGUUUACAAACCGAUGGCUUAUUGGUUUCCAAUGUUAAAUUUUCUGGAUGCGUCACUAACACCAGAUGAAUCACUAUGUACUGUGGAAAUUUCACAAAAUCCGUCCAUUGAAGAACAAAAUAAUCUUCAAGAAACCCCAUUGCAUGAUGAACUUCAAUUACCUCGAGAACAAUCGCCAUCUCAAGAAAAUGAGAAAAACAACACAAACAUGCAUUACAAAAUAACAGAAUCACAGUGAACACCAUCGACAUCACACAUGAAACAUGCCGCCAAAAAAUAAAAAAGGAAAUUAGACUCUGAUUCUUAUGAUUCACUUUUAUCCCAAGCAUCUCAUACAAUGAAAGAAAUGGCAAAGCUUGCAGUUAAAAAACCGGAGGGCUCGAUAAAUGUUGAUGAAUGUGAGGCAUUUGGCAAUUUUGUAAUAUCUGAACUUCGGGCAAUUAAAGAAGCUAGUAAUGAUUACACAUUCAGGAUGGCAAAACCAAAGAUUCAACAUGCAGUGAUGGAAAUAUGGGACGCAAUCGAUGAUCAAUCACUAACAACCAUAAUGGUUCCUAGUGAUUCAAUGUCCUCCACAAGUCAGUGGACAGUAGUAUCAGACCAGAGUGAAGUAAUGGUUGGUUCCCCGGAGAAUGCUGACAACUCUUCCUGAAUGUCAUCAUCAGAUGUUCAUACAGCAUUCCAACAAGCAAAUGCUCUCAGUACAAAUUCUUACCUUAAAAAACUCGUCCUUCAUUGAUUCAUAAAUAGCCUUACAUGUUUCUGGAAUAAUAAUGGAAAGUGUGCAUUGAGGUAUUCGACUACUGUACUUUAAGCUAGAAUAUGAUUCACCGGUUGCUAAAAAUCUAAGAGUUAACAUAAGCCGGUCUUGCACACUAAUACUACUUCUCAUGUGGGUAUCUUCCUUCGAAAUUAACUUAGACACUUUGGAUACUACAAAAUUAAAAGUAUUUUCAUCCAUUCUUAAAUAAUUUUCAUAGUGCUUGGGAUCUUCAUAUUGAAGUUCUUUCAGUAAAUUAUUAUGAAUGCCAAACAUCUUCCGUCUUCCAAUCCAUGGCCUAACCCACACUCGCUUCUUUUUUUUUGUUCUUCAGUUGUUUGAGCAAUAAAGCAAUUGUAAUUAUAGCACUGACACAAGCACCAGCAGCAACAAGUUGUGAAUCCAUUUUGUUACAGUACAUACAUGAUCAAAUAUAUUACCUAGUGUAAUAGCACAAAAAAGUAUUUAAAAUAUCUUUCAAUCAUGUGUGCUCAUCAUAUAUAUGAUAAUAGAUCUAUGUCAUAUGAAUAUGAUAGUGUAAUACAGGCCUUAGUUAGAGACUCUGCAAGGUACAUGGUCAAGUGCAGCAAAGCUUUGGAAAUCAUUGUUGGUGAUCAUUUACAGUAUGUGCAGUGCUGGCCACACAAACUCAAUCUUGUUGGUGGGGUGUGGAUCAAAGAACUGUCCGAGCUGAAUCUUACAGUUGUUAAGGUAAAGAACUUUUUUUUGAAUACUAGGAAGAGGCGACACCUGUACGCAAGUUUCCUAGAAGAGAAGUACGGAGAGAAACGACCUUUGUUCCCUAUUCCUGUAAUUACUAGGUGGAACUCUUGGUUCACAUCUGUGUUUUACCUUGCACAUUAUUUGCUUGAUAUUGCUGACUUCUGCCAAAAAGACGAGAUCAAAGCGCUUCAGAAUGCUGGUGUAGAAUACUUCAGUGCCAUCAGCAAACAGCAUCUGGCAGCUGUUCAUGUACAAGCAAUUUUCGUAAAGGAGCAUGCCAAGGAAUUGGUGGAUUUGAUGCUAAAGUUCGAGGGUUCAUCAUAUCCAACUUCACAUUUGCUAGAUGGUGAACUGGAGCAUCUCAAAGAAUGCUACACAGCUGUUUCACAUGGUGUUUACUUUGAUAACACCCAAAGUGCAAGUUGCGACUUGCAUAAAAAUACUACUAUUAAGUAUAAAUUAAUAAGGUAAGUGAGGCAGUAGUUGACCAUGUGUCAGUAAUUGACCAUUUUGGAUAAAAAUCGUUGAAAUAAGGUUUUUUUAGUGUAAAUAUUAAAAAAAAUUGCAGAAAACUACACUCCUGCCAUCUACCUGGAGUAGUAUAAUUGUGCUUGUUACUUGUUUACAUUUGGAAGUAAGAUGGUGGACAUGGUGGACAGUCAAUGUUGGUGUGUGGUUAUGUCAUCCUAUUUUUGAAACUUUGUUAGGGAAUUUGCUAAGGAGACCAUGACAAUAAGGUUUCAUAAAACUGCAAAUGUACCUUUUAAUAACAUUUUUCAUAGUACUCACUUGAAAUAGUAAUGUUUUAUAUUGAUUUUAUGUAGUUUACUCUUUGUUUACUGUUCACCAUAAUAUUGCUAGAGGGUGGUAAAAUAAUGAAACACAAAUAAGAAAAUUUUCAGUAAUUGACCAAGGCGGUCAAUUACUAAGUUAUUCCUUUUUUCGUUUAAAAAUAUCAAUAUUGUCCCAUUUGUUGUUUUGUAUUUUUACACAACAUUUAAUACUGUUAUUAACACAAUGAGUUAGGUUUUCCCAAAGGUCACCAGGUGGUCAACUACCAGAACAUUGGUGUGUCAACUUCUAAAUAAAUGUUUUGUAUAUAUCAUUACAGAUCUAGAAUGUCACCCAUUAAAAGGCAGUUUUCGUCAUUACACAGAAGAGGCGAUGAGGGAAGCCAUAAAUGAUGUAAGAAUUAACAAGACACCUGUCCGCACAGCAGCUAAGAAGUAUGGUGUGCCAAGGAUUACUCUGAAAUAUAAAGUAGAAGGUAAAUCCCCUAUUGGAAGAAAAAUGGGACACAAAACUAUAUUAAGUCAUGAAGAGGAAACCAUUCUAGCUAACUGGGUGCUGAAAAUGGCAGGAGCUGGGUUCCCCAUAACCGUCAAGCAACUGCAAGAUAGUGUUCAGCGUAUUAUGAUUGACCUAAAGAGAGAACCCUUUUCCUGAAAAUAAUCCAGGGAGAACUUGGAUCCAGAGUUUUUUUGCGGAGAAAUAAUAAUAUAUCUCAACGCAUAUGUCAGAACCUAACAGUAUCUUGUGCUUCAGUAACACAGGAAAAUAUUUUAGGCUGGUUUGCAGAAGUGGAGUAGUACUUGAAAAGAAACAAUCUUUUCCAAGUACUACUGGAGCCUUCAAGAAUUUUCAAUUGCGAUGAGAGUGCAUUUUUCCUUAACCCGAAGGUUAAUAAAGUACUUGCACGUAAAGGCGAUAAGACUAUAUAUCAACAAGUUAAUUCUGAUGACAAAGAGUGUCUAUAGUGCUUCUUACAGGCAGUGCCAGCGGUAGAGUUGUAACUCCUUUAGUGGUGUACAAAUAUGAAUGUUUGCCUUCAGAGAUAACACUUAACUUUUCUUCAGACUGGGCGAUUGGGAAAAGUGAUUCAGUUGGAUGCACUCUAAAUUGUUUUACGAAUACCUAGCAAACUUCUUCCACCCUUGGCUGAAAGAAAAUAAUAUAACACUCCCUGCCUAUUAUACUAUAACACUCCCUGUUAUAUUAUUUGUAGAUGGACAUGUUUCACAUUUGAGUUUGCACACGAGUCAGUUUUGCGAUCAAAAUGGAAUUAUUCUAGUGGCUCUGUACGCUAAUGCAACACAUAUUCUUCAGCCCAUGGAUGUGGCUGUUUUCCGUACGCUAAAAGAAAACUGGAAGCAACAUGUUCACAAGUGGUGUGUGAGCCAUUUAGAAGACCCUUUCUUGAAAAAAAAGGAUUUUGCUAAACUACUGAAAGAAGUGGUAGAUAAGAAUGUUACUCAUUCAGUGUUGGCCAAUGCUUUUCGAAAAUGUGGUUUCUUUCCAUGGGAUCCAUCUAUCCCCAGUGUUCCAGGAAAUAAUUGUAUUGUAAGGUAAAGGAGCACAUUGCAGAAUGACAGACUUCAUGGACAUUUGGAAUAUGUCAAGCAGGGAUUCAGAUUUCUAAAUGACAGUAUAGGUAUGGAAAAAAGAGUAUUGUUUGAACAGUCUGCAGAUGACUGGGAAGGAAAUCCUGCUGACCGUUCACUUUUUUUGCUGUGGAAGAAAGCAGAAUUAGAACUUCAGAAGCUUGAGCUUGAUAAUGCAACUGUCUCCAUAUCAAUAGAUGUAUCUACAAGUGUAACACUUGAAGAAUCAUCCCUGUCAGACACACUCAUGACUGGCAGCAACGAUAAUGUCUCUAUUCCAGGGGCCCGUUUCACAAAGCUACAAGUUUGUUUGUAACAAGUAAAUCCUGAAAAACUUGUAAAAAAAAUGUAAACAUGGUGUUUCACUAAACUACAAGUGAACACUUGUGAUUACAAGUGAAUUUGGACAAGUUACAAGAAAAAUACUUGUUGCGGACAACUGUAGUGCUUGUUACCAACAAGAUAAUGGCUCAAACUUGUAGGUUACAAUUGUUGUGAACAAGUCUUUUUUACAAGUCUCAGUAGGUAGGUAGACUGCUCUACAAGUGAGUUUAAAACAUUAAUUUGAAGGGAAAAUGUGGUCUAGUUCUUCUGAAGAUGAAGAGAAUCCACCAAAAAGGAGAAGAAUUUUCAGAGAAAGAAUAAAUGGCAAUUUUCAGUCAGUGUAUGAAUUUAAUGAACGGUUUCGGAUGAAUGCAGUGAAAAUGGAACAGUUGCAUGAGGACAUUGGGCACAUAUUAUUUCACCCCACAAACCGGUCUCAAGCAUUACCUUCAAAAUUACAGUUAUGCAUUGGUUUGCAUUGGCUAGGCAAUGGGGGACAAUACCAUGUCAUAGCAGAUGCACAUGGAGUGAGCAAGGCAAGUGUGUGUAGAUGUGUGAAGAGUGUUGUGAAUUCAGUAAAUGAAGUAAAAUUUUCCACUGUCAUAAAGUGGCCUGAGAAUGUUCUCAACGUCUCUGCAAAAUUCUUUGCUGUGGCACAUUUCCCACAAGUAAUAGGAUGUGUUGAUGGCACACUAAUUAAAAUAGAUGCUCCACCUGCCUAUGAGUCUGCUUUUGUCGAUAGAAAUGGUAAUCACUCCAUAAAUUGCAUGAUAGUUUGUGGUCCAAAUAUGGAAAUCUACUUUGUGAGUGCCAAAUGGCCUGGCAGCGUCCAUGAUGCGAGAGUAUUAAGGAACAGUAGCCUGUUCCGAACAAUGGAAGGGGGCUGGCGUCCAAUCCCAAAUGCCAUCAUCCUUGGUGACUCUGGUUACCCUUUGCUGCAAUGGCUUAUCACGCCAACCAUAAACUGUGUGCAUGCUGGAAGCUUGGCAUUUAACAGAGCACAUAAAAAAACAAGACGCAUUGUUGAGAAUGCAUUUGGAAUUCUCAAAGAGAAGUUCCCUUGUCUCAAUUAUCUUCGACUGUCACCAAUUUAUGCUGCUAAUGUAUUUAAGUGUUGUGCAACACUUUGCAACAUUUCACGUGAGGGGGAGUACAUUGACCUACCAGCAGUCAAUCAUGAAGAACCUAUGGAAAAUGAAAUUGUUGAAGAGGUUAACCAUGCACCUCCAGCAAGACAAAGAUUGUAGGAACUACUGAAUUACUUCAACCACUAACAUUUUGCAUGAACAUUAAUAGAGCUACUGUGGCAGAAAAUGAAAAACAUUGACACA